This is a messenger RNA of Clarias gariepinus (North African catfish), 4618 nucleotides long. RefSeq names its product calsyntenin 3 (gene clstn3). The transcript is spliced from 19 exons. Gene Ontology annotation, molecular function: kinesin binding; X11-like protein binding; amyloid-beta binding. Gene Ontology annotation, biological process: positive regulation of synapse assembly; positive regulation of synaptic transmission; homophilic cell-cell adhesion. Gene Ontology annotation, cellular component: postsynaptic membrane; cell surface. The record is from RefSeq and is a predicted model, not a curated record. The coding region runs from base 313 to 3183 and encodes 956 amino acids. NCBI's taxonomy places the organism in Eukaryota, Metazoa, Chordata, Actinopteri, Siluriformes, Clariidae.
UCUUAUAUCGCUCAGACAGUUUUCUCGUACCGAGCCGUAGUGACACGAAUAGACACGAGUGCCGGUGACGUGCGCACCUUUUAAAAACGUCCCAAUUUUCACGCGUUAUUCUAAGGCUUCGGUACAUUUCCUGGGGCUGUUCGAGGUCGGUGUGUCCGCACCUGUUAAGCCUGCGUGUGUGUGAGAGUGUGUGCGCGCGCGCGUGUGUGUGUGUGUGUAAGACGGAGAGGCUGAGGAGGAGGAGGAGGCUGUCUCGGGUACCGACUCUCACCUCACGGUAACGUCGCAUCUCCUAUCAUUCUCGAAUAGCAGAUGGCCGGAAUGAGUUUCCUCUCCUUUCUCCUCUUUUGCUUGACUGCCGUUGCCCAUGGCAACAAAGCAAAUAAACACAAGCCAUGGAUCGAGACAGAGUAUCAGGGUAUUGUCAUGGAGAACGACAACACCGUCCUGCUGAACCCACCACUGUUUGCCCUGGAUAAAGAUGCACCUCUUCACUAUGCAGGGGAGAUUUGUGGGUUCCGAGUGCACAAUGGUCCAGGCGGCUCUGGUUCAGCUCAGUUCGAGGCCGUGGUGUUGGACCGCUCCACCGGCGAAGGCCUUGUUCGCUCCAAAGAGCCACUAGAUUGCGAGAGCCAAAGGGAGCACAGCUUUACCAUCCAGGCCUACGACUGCGGAGAGGGUCCUGAUGGCACCAACAGCAAGAAAUCACACAAGGCCACAGUACAUGUGCGUGUGAACGACGUGAACGAGUUCUCCCCCGUGUUUGUUGAGCAUCGUUACGAGGCGUCCGUCCCUGAAGGUCGUCUUUUUGAUCGCAUCGUGCGUGUGGAAGCUCUGGAUGCUGACUGCUCACCUCAGUACAGCCAGAUCUGCUUCUAUGACAUCAUCACACCCAACGUCCCAUUUGCAAUCGACAAUGACGGAAACAUUAAGAACACUGAACCUUUAGACUCCAAGAAGCAGCGUGUUCACAGCUUCUGGGUGACUGCAUUUGACUGCGGGAAGAAUCGAGCUCAGGCUGAUGCCCAGGUCGUAGUUACUGUAAAACCUUCUUGCAAGCCCGGCUGGAUUGGCUGGUCGAAGCGAGUUGAGUACACACCUGGGUCCGGCAGCAUCCCCCUCUUCCCCAGCCUGCGGCUGGAGACAUGUGAGGAGACGGUGUGGAAUAUCCAGGCCACUGUGGAGCUUCAGACUGGCCAUAUUGGGAAAGGCUGUGACCGUGAUAGUUACUCUGACCGCUCAGUCAGGAGGCUCUGUGGUGCUGUAAGAGGUGAGGUCGACUUGCUCCCACCUCCGUCCCCCGCUGCAAACUGGACGGCUGCACUGCCCACCCUUCCCUCUUCUGACUCGUCCCUGGUAUUUUCUUUCAACGGCUCCACCCACGUUGCCGUGGUUCCCGACUCUGUAACUUCAGCAGUGCCAGGAGAUCACUUCACCCUCCAGCUGUGGAUGCGGAGGGGCGGGGCCAACAUUCAGCCGCCGGCCAAUCAGGCAAGAGGAGCGCGUAAAGAAGAAGAAACAAUUGUGUGCAGCAUUGUGAAAAAUGAUGACUCCUACUCACACUACUCUCUGUCAGUGCAUGGCUGCCGCCUGUCUCUUUUUUACUGGCCGGAUGUCUCAGCAGCACGGCCUGUUAAAUUUCUCUGGAAGCUUGAGCAGGUUUGUGAUAGCGAAUGGCAUCACUUGUCUCUUAGUGUGCAGUUUCCCUCCGUCACACUGUAUGUAGAUGGCGUGACCUUUGAUCCUGCACUCAUUCAUGACAAUGGUGCCAUCCCUAACCCUGUCCCGCAUCAGAAGCUGGUGAUUGGAGCAUGUUGGGAGCCUGAAAACAAGCAGAAAGAUAUUCUCAACAACAGCAUCCCAGAAGGCAAGGACACCAGGAGGUUUGUUGGUGGUUACCGUGGCUUGUUGUCAGGUGUAACAGUGCGUCCAGGAAGUGUGGAGCCUCACAGCGUGGUGGAGUGUCUGUAUGCCUGCAGGGAGGGUCUGGAUUUUGGCGACCUCGAGAGUCUUGGCUCUGGCAUGAAGGUUCAUGUAAACCCCAGUCAGUCAGUGCUGGUGCUGGAGGGUGACGACAUCGAGAGCUUCAACCGAGCGGUUCAGCAAGUGACCUACAGAAACUCUCUGCGAUUUGCCACACCCGGAGUGCGCCCUCUCAAACUCAGUACAUCCCUCAGGUGCUUUAGUGAGGAAGGCUGUCUCUCUCUGCGGCAGCUGGAAGGUUAUUUGGUAGUGCUCCAGCCUGAUGCUCCUCAGAUCUCUCUCUCAGGCGUUGGACCUCACCUGGCUCGCCCUGCUCCUGAGUUCGAGGCUACGCAUGGAGUGCCUCUCUUUCCUGAGCUCCGCAUCGUCUGUUCCCUCUCUCAUGCCGUGAACACUGCCGUCCAGGACAUGGAAGGGGGGGCUCUCAUGUCAGACGCAGUGGCCCACACGCUGGAUGGCUGUGAGGUCCAGCCAUUGGGGGAGGAGCUUAACCCAGAGAAGGAGGAGCUUUUAGUUGACAUGGAGGCACUGAAAGAGAAAGGACUGGAUAUCAUCAACACAACAGCCUAUAUCGCUAUCACUGGAGCGGAGUCUAUCUCAGUCUAUGAGGACAUCCUGCGUUCUGUUCGUUACCGUUUAGCUAAAGGCUCUGCACGUUUCGAGAGGAGAUUCAGGUUGUCCUGUUCAGAAAUGAACGGACGGUACACCAGUAACGAACUCACACUGGAGGUAAAUUUCCUGCACUCUUUGGACAGCCUAUAUCACCCAUCACACCUUUUGGCGUCUCAGCAGCAGUUUCUCCAUCCGUCUCAUCACACAGGAGAGCUCAGUGGACAUACGCUGCCGAACCCACAUCGCAACUCUGUGGUUCCCGGGGCUGCCACUGUCAUCAUUAUGGUGUGCGUGGGCUUCUUGGUUGUCAUGGUAAUCCUUGGCGUGUUCCGCAUCCGUUCCAUCCAUCGCCGUGGAGAGGGAGCAAGAGGAGCCGGCAAAGAGAGCAGCAACCAAUGGGAUGAUUCAGCCCUUACUAUUAUCGUCAACCCCAUGGAGUCCUACGAGAACCGCAUGGGCAUUGCUGCAGAUACGGAGGGGGAAGGCGACGAUGAAGAGGAAGUGGUUGAAUCGCCCGAUGACUCAGCUGAUGACCAGCGAAUCAUCAUUAAAAAGGAGGGAAGAGAUUCCGCCCCCCGUCGCUACUGAGUCAAGUGUAUAAACAGCCACACUCACGAAAUCUAAAAAAAAAAUUAUAAAGCCCACAAACAUGAAACAUAAGAAUCACACCCUUACAUAUAUUCACACAGCAUAAAUGUAUUUGUAUCAGGCUUUGUGAAUGCAUUGUCUCUGGAAUGUAUGCUCACACACACAAACACACACACACACACACACACACACACACAAACUGAAAAAUACCAACAUCCAUGCAAUGCACAGUGCAUAGCAUUUCACUCCAAUGUCCAGUGCUUAGUUCAUAUCUCACUCAAGACUCUAUAAUGUAUGGCACAACAAUGUACUUAACUUCAGUGAAUGUGAUCAUUGCACUGUAUCAAACACCGGGUAUUAUUACUGACGAAUGUAAGCUAUGUGAUUUUCAUUACUGUAGAAAUCAGUCAUUUGCUGUCAGUACAGUGAAGUUAAGGUUACAAGUUAAUCAUGUUUUUACAGCACCACAGCCAUAGUGUGGCUCUUGUCCUUUACAUGAUGUACAGUAUAAUUCACAAGUUCAUCUUUUCUUUCUAUUCUCAAAACAUUCCUGUACAAAUAUACUGUUUUAGAUAAAGAGUGUGUGGAUAUUAAUAUAAGCUAUAUGCAGGUUACCAGUCCUUUUCUCUCAGCAAGGACAAGGAACGAAUUACAUUCAUAUUGUAAGUCUGUGGUGCAGCACUACACAGCUCAUCCGGGGCAGUUUGAUUGUCUUUAAAUGUAUAGAAAUACAAAUUACUACUUCUACUAUUAUUAUUAUUAUUUUUUGUUAGUUCCAUUGUUCUGAUCCAUAUUUAGUCUUUGCACUUUGAGAUGGGCUAGCUGUUAUUUUCUAUUUCUAUUUAUCGCUAUAAUGAUUACAAAUGUUAACAGUAUAUAGUGAGGAUUAUGAUGAUGAAGAUAAUAUCGAUAAUGAUAAUGGUCAUGAUCGGCUUGAUGAGUGUCUAUUUAUUUGUGUGUCUAAUUGUGUAAUUUAAAAUUUGUAAACAUUUGAAUCUCAGUAAAGCAGAAGCCACAUUACAUUUAAAUUCAAACUCUUUCACUGCUCAUAAGACCUUUCCACUGUCACCUUCAUCUGUAUUACUUACAGUCUUUAAUUCUGCUGCUGCUGCUCUUUGUUUUCUGAAAAUGCAGUCAUGUCUUUUUCCCAACUCUUCUCUCCCUACACUGUUUCGCUCACAUCAUCUCCUGUGUGUUUACUCUGUCUGUGUCAGUGUACAGUGCAAAUCCUGUCUCUUAAUAAAAGCCUGUUGUUUUUCAAUGUGAUAUGAAGAAUGGAUCAAAUUGCAUUUAUUAUAUGCCAUUACUAUGGUCACUAAUGGAACAUUUAACUGUAUGAUGCAGUAACACUGAUUAUCAACUGGUUGUUAUUUAAAAACAAAUUACCUGAAGAGGACAUUAUGUUGAAAGUUCAUAAUAAAAAAUAAUUGGAUGA